AUCUCCACAGUGCAGACUCUGACAAGGCUCUAUAAAGCUGGGAAUACAGAGAAACAGUGUCGAGCACCUGCAAGAUGCUGAACCUCUCCACCCACGCGUUGGAGUCAGUUUCGAUCUUUGCCCAAAUCGUCCCGCCCCCACCACCAGGGACUAAUUAUAUCGCCGCCAUAAGCCCUACAUUGACAUACAUGGUCGUUGUCGUCAUGUUCUUGGGCAUGUUCAUCCCACUGUUAGUGACGUUAUUCCUACUCUCUACUCGAGAACUCAGGCAUCGGCCGAUCUUUAUCCUCAACGUCUUCAACCUGCUAUUUGGCGUCGCCAUGUGUUCGACCGUGAUCUGGCUCGAGUUCAAUGCUAUCUUGCGAUCACUCGACAUCAACAAGGCCAUUUUCCCAGCGUUUUUCCUGGUCGCUCUCGCGCCUAUCCUCAUUAGCUCGACCCUCUUCGUUCGUGUUAUCGCUGUCUAUUCAUGGAGCAGAAUAUCAACCGGGAACAAGUUGCUCGCCUACGGCUUUCCCAUCGCACUAAGUACUGCGCGAGUGAUCAACCUGGCCAGUGGUUUCCCGGGAGCUCUCCGCGCACCUCGCCUUAUUGACAGCGCGACACCAUGGCACUCCGAUACUACGAAGGCCGAGUGUUUCAUACAGUUAGUUGAGAAUUCUCUCGUCGUGCUUAUUGGCUUAUUCCUCUCGGAGAGCGUCGACGUCGAGAUUACUCUCAUAUUAUUCUUUGUGAACCCAUGCAUGGCGAUCAUCGGCGUGCUCUUCGCCACGGUCUGGGCAGCCAAUAGUCACUGGCAAGCGGACACAGAGUCGCCGCCGCCGUCAUUCUCGCUUAACUUAGGUUCUCGUCUAAGAGAAACUUCUCAGACAUCAGACCGAAGGCAUUCCCAAAUGCACUGCGAUAAUUCUAGCAGACCUAGUUUACAGCAGGAUAUUGAUACCUCCGUGUCGUUGUUAGCAUCCGCCUAG
Messenger RNA from Phanerochaete carnosa HHB-10118-sp, 971 nucleotides. RefSeq lists its product as uncharacterized. The transcript is spliced from 5 exons. The record is from RefSeq and is a predicted model, not a curated record. Bases 75 to 971 code for a protein of 298 amino acids. NCBI's taxonomy places the organism in Eukaryota, Fungi, Basidiomycota, Agaricomycetes, Polyporales, Phanerochaetaceae.